UAUUUAGUAUUUGCUAAUAUUUAGCUUGAGUGCCACAAGCUAUUUGUUUUGACGGUUGUACCCUUGUCUUAACCUGACAAGAACACAGCCUGUAAAUAUAAAUUGCCUCUCUGAAAUAUGGUUAAACCCUGGGAGUAUAGAUUCUGAGAAAGGUUAAAUUAAUAGGAGAUGGCAUGACCUAUGUUCUGAUUGGAAGAAUUGAUUUUAUGUCCUUCUCUGCUGUCUUACCUUCUAAUCAAUAAGACAUUUAACAUGUACUUUUUUAUUUUUCAUUUUAUUUUUAUCUUGCCUUCACAUUGUGUGGCAAGUGUACUCAAAUAAGGAAUAUUCACUAGUCAUUUUAUUGUUCCUGUAUCUGUGCAUCCUCUUUCUAGUGCUACUUAAAAAUAGACAUCUUAAUUUGAAAUAUCAAGUAAUAUUUGAUUUUCAUUGCAAUGCUAGCCAUAUAUGGAUGUUUUUCAUCAAGGAUCUUCAAACAACAUAUGACCUGCUUCGCUUCCUCUUAAAUUACACCCGGUCAAUUUUGUAAAUUCUGUAUAGCUUGCUUUUAACUGCUAAAAGCUUGUUACUUUUGGGGGACUGGUGGGAGAGUUUAAUUAGUGAGAUGUUAUUUUUCACUUAACAAUUGAAUUGAUACUGAUACAAAGGCCAUUGGUAUUUAAGUUUAUCUUCUUUUAAACUAUAUAUUCUUUUGCAGAACUUUGUUUAAGCAGCAGUCAUGUCUUUUCUUCCUGCCACAACAGAGUCAAUUGAAUUGGCGUUGGAGGCCAAAGACAGAGACCCGUCUGAGUCCAUCUUCAUUCUUUAUCGGGUACUUGAUGAUCCUUCUUCUUCUCCAGAAGCUCUGCGCAUGAAAGAGCAGGCCAUCACCAACCUCACUGACCUUCUAAAGCAAGAAAAUAGGGCAGAGGAUCUUCGCAGCCUUCUCACUCAGUUGAGGCCCUUCUUUUCCUUGAUUCCCAAGGCAAAAACUGCGAAGAUUGUGAGGGGCAUAAUUGAUUCUGUUGCCAAAAUACCAGGGACUUCUAAUCUACAAAUUGCACUAUGCAAAGAAAUGGUGCAAUGGACUCGUGCUGAAAAGCGUACCUUUCUGAGGCAGCGGGUUGAGGCCAGGCUUGCAGCACUUCUGAUGGAAAAUAAGGAGUAUUCCGAAGCUUUGGCUCUCCUCAGUGGCCUGGUCAAAGAGGUUAGAAGAUUAGAUGACAAGCUUCUACUUGUAGACAUAGACUUGCUCGAAAGCAAGUUACACUUCUCCUUGAGAAACUUUCCGAAGGCAAAAGCUGCCCUCACAGCCGCAAGAACAGCUGCAAAUGCUAUUUACGUUCCUCCAGCUCAACAAGGUGCCAUAGAUCUGCAGAGUGGGAUUCUUCAUGCUGAGGAGAAGGAUUACAAAACUGCAUACAGUUAUUUCUUUGAAGCUUUUGAAUCUUUCAAUGCUCUUGAUGACCCUAAGGCUGUCUAUAGCCUGAAAUACAUGUUGUUGUGUAAGAUCAUGGUGAGUCAAGCUGAUGAUGUGACUGGAAUCAUAUCUUCCAAAGCUGGCCUGAAAUAUCUUGGGCCUGACUUGGAUGCCAUGAAAGCUGUUGCGGACGCUCAUUCUAAGCGAUCUCUCAAGUUAUUCGAGAUCACUUUGCGAGAUUACAAGGCUCAGCUGGAGGAAGACCCAAUUGUUCACAGACACCUGUCAUCCCUGUAUGACACUCUUCUGGAACAGAACCUUUGCAGAUUGAUUGAACCAUUCUCAAGGGUCGAGAUUGCACACAUUGCAGAACUAAUUGAACUUCCUGUUGAUCACGUGGAACGUAAGUUGUCUCAGAUGAUUUUGGACAAGAAGUUUGCUGGGACAUUGGAUCAAGGAGCUGGAUGCCUUGUCAUUUUUGAUGAUCCCAAAACUGAUGCAAUAUACCCUGCAACCUUAGAAACCAUUUCUAAUACUGAGAAAGUCGUGGACAGUCUUUUUGUUAGGUCUGCCAAGAUAAUGGCAUGAGCUCUCCAUCCCCUAUGUUAUUUGCUUUGCUACAAUACUUUAUGUUAUCUUCUUCACAAUUAAUAAGGUAUCAUUUGAUUAUUUUCCAAAUUUGUCA
Cajanus cajan (pigeon pea) is the source of this 2084-nucleotide messenger RNA. NCBI's taxonomy places the organism in Eukaryota, Viridiplantae, Streptophyta, Magnoliopsida, Fabales, Fabaceae. The record is from RefSeq and is a predicted model, not a curated record.